Messenger RNA from Encephalitozoon hellem ATCC 50504, 1068 nucleotides. Its product is annotated as N-myristoyl transferase. Gene Ontology annotation, biological process: N-terminal peptidyl-glycine N-myristoylation. Lineage: Eukaryota; Fungi; Microsporidia; Unikaryonidae. Gene Ontology annotation, cellular component: cytoplasm. The transcript has a single exon. The record is from RefSeq and is a predicted model, not a curated record. Gene Ontology annotation, molecular function: glycylpeptide N-tetradecanoyltransferase activity. Bases 1 to 1068 code for a protein of 355 amino acids.
AUGGGGAAAGAUCAUCAAUUUUGGAACACACAACCUAUUGAUAGAAAUGGAACGGGUGUUAUAUCAAGCAAAGCCUCUGGAUCUCUAGAGCAACCCAAGCUCCCUGAGGGAUUCAGGUUUGAAGAUCUUCGGUGUGUCGAAGAAGUCGCCGAGUUUCUUGAGAAGAACUAUGUAGAGGAUGUUUGUUCUAAGCAUAAGCUUAAAUAUUCUUCAGAUUUUCUAAGGUGGGUGGUUGAUUCUGAAGACAAGAGGAAGAAGUAUUGCAUUGUUCUUCGACUCUAUGGAAGGAUGGUAGGAUUUAUAUUUGGGAAGGAGCACCAUGUUGUGAUCCGGGGAGUGAAGAAUAGAGUAAUUGGAGUAAACUUCCUGUGUGUGUCAUGUGAUAUGCGAGGAAAAAGACUGGCACCGGUACUUAUAAAGGAGGUUACAAGGCGAGCGAAUGUGGAUGGUAUUUUUAAGGGAGUUUUCACAAGUGGAACAGAGCUAUUUUUCAAUGUUUCUCGCGGUAGGUAUUACCACCGACCUUUGAAUGCAGAGAAUAUGUUUAUGAGUGGGUUUAGUGAUCGAAUGAUGGAGGUUAGAGAAGUGCGGGUGAGAAAAGGAACAAGAAUUGCUGAGGAAAAGGACAUGAAGGAUAUAGAAAGGCUAUAUCUGGAGGAGAGUAAGCAAUACAUGUUUUAUGAAGAAAUGGAGCUAUCGGGCAUAAUAUCUACAUUUAAGCCUGUAAAGAAUGUUCUAUACACGUAUGUGCACGAGAGCGAUGGACACAUCGAUGGAUUCGGAGCAUUCUUUGUAAUUGAUACGAUUGAAAAGAAAAGUAAUCGAAAAGUUCAAGGCGGAUAUCUAUACUACAAGGGAGGAAAGGACAGCACACAGAUGGUUGAAGACCUUAUAUACUUUGCACAGAGGGAGGGGUGCGAUGUAUUCAAUUGUCUUAAUAUGAUGGGGAAUUUGUCGUUCUUAAGAAAUCUCGGGUUCUACCCAGGUACUGGCGAGCUUCGAUAUUAUCUGUACAACUGGAGCAGUGGGGAAGUGCCAAAGGAAAAAGUGUUUUUCAUUCUUCCAUGA